This is a messenger RNA of Nicrophorus vespilloides, 1298 nucleotides long. RefSeq lists its product as uncharacterized. The record is from RefSeq and is a predicted model, not a curated record. The transcript is spliced from 9 exons. Bases 89 to 1240 code for a protein of 383 amino acids. NCBI's taxonomy places the organism in Eukaryota, Metazoa, Arthropoda, Insecta, Coleoptera, Silphidae.
AAUAACGUUGCCCUUUGGUAUUGGAGAUAACGUAACAAAUAACGGUUCAAAUGCGUUUUUUACGUUAGUCGUUCGGUCGCAUUUUACAAUGACAGUCAUCAGUAAAGAGUUCUUUUACAAGCAAGUUUCAGAUGGAAUCGAUUGCAGUAUUUUGCAUCCGUGGAUGGACGAAUGCGUGCCAGCAAAUGCUUACUUAAUGGUUCAGGCAGCUAUAGGAUGCACGAAAUUCUUCUUUCCUCUCUAUUUGGCUCAAGUGAUUUUAAAUAGACAUAACAUCAAUUGGAGGAGACUCGUGAAAAGUUACAUCCGAACUCUAAUUUACAGCGUCAGUUUCGUUGGAUUCUUCAUGAUCUCCAAUUGCAUCCAAUGCUGGUAUUUUGGUAGAUUACAUUACUACAGCCUCGCAUUAGCUUCAGGAUUCUUCGCCGGUCUACCUAUAUUCAUUGAAUCCCCCGUUAACAUAAACUUAAACACCCUAUACUUCUUCAAUAUGUUCUUAGAAGCAGUGGUGAUGAAUCUGGAGAGUAUUGGGAAAAUAACGAGGACGAAAACAAAAGACACUUUAGCAUUUAUGACCUGCUCCUCGAUUCUGAUGUACCUCUUCGAUACGCAAAGCUGCAAACCGUACAACAAUUUAUGGUUUUAUCAGCAGAAGAACAGUACGGAACGGAACCGGGACAAUUGCGCGCAUAAAGAUAAUUGUCACAUGCACAUUCUCAAGGGUAUUAUUCAAUAUUUCGGAGUGGGAUUCGGUUUGGAAGUAAUUAAAUUCGCGUUGACGAAAUUUCAAGCGUUAAUGAAGGAUCCGAAACUGCUCAUAACAAUGUUGCUCAAUAAAAAUAACCUGUUCUUUGGACUGGUGACAGGUGGAUACGUAGGAAUCUUCCGGCUUGUUAACUGUCUAUUGACUAAAAUGGAUAAAAGGGAGAGAGGUUACCACAAAGCAUUGGCUGGUUUCGUCUCUGGGAUAACUUAUUGCAUCAAACCCAAUCUUCAGUUUGGAAUCACUGCGUUCGCUACAAUCGUACAGUUAUUGAUUCAACGUGCUGAAAGGAAAAUUCCGAUCCCGUCGGAAUCCGUGGGUGUCCUGUUCGCCGUUCUGAAUGCUCUCCUCUUCCACAAUCGCUUCAUGUACGCUGACACGUGUCCCAAAUACAUCACGAAUAUGACCAAAGUGUGCACAAACGGACUCGAUACGAAGACUGUUGAAUUUCUUUUAGAUCAUAUGUUUGCUGUGUAAAAAGUGACGUAUGAAGAUUAAAGUGUUUAUGUAACUGUAGGAAGUGCAUGUAAACAUU